This is a messenger RNA of Phacochoerus africanus (Common warthog), 4565 nucleotides long. It is a transcript of the gene RHBDL3, whose product is annotated as rhomboid like 3. Gene Ontology annotation, cellular component: membrane. The record is from RefSeq and is a predicted model, not a curated record. Lineage: Eukaryota; Metazoa; Chordata; Mammalia; Artiodactyla; Suidae. Bases 91 to 1305 code for a protein of 404 amino acids. The transcript has 9 exons. Gene Ontology annotation, molecular function: calcium ion binding; serine-type endopeptidase activity.
CUCAGAGCGGCGCUGCGGCCGCGGCGCAAAGUUAGCCCGGCGCCCCGGGACGAGCCCCACAGCCGCGGCCGGCCCCGGAGCCGCCUCGGCAUGGGCGAGCACCCCAGCCCGGGCCCCGCAGUGGCCGCCUGCGCUGAGGCGGACCGCAUCGAGGAGCUGGAACCCGAGGCCGAGGAGCGGCCGCCGGCGGCGCCGGAGGACCACUGGAAAGUCCUGUUUGAUCAGUUUGACCCUGGGAACACGGGCUACAUCAGCACAGGCAAGUUCCGGAGCCUCCUGGAGAGCCACAGCUCCAAGCUGGACCCGCACAAGAGGGAGGUGCUCCUGGCCCUCGCCGACAGCCAUGCCAAUGGGCGGAUCUGCUACCAGGAUUUUGUCAACCUGAUGAGCAACAAGCGGUCCAACAGCUUCCGCCAGGCCAUCCUGCAGGGGAACCGCCGGCUCUGUAGCAAGGCCCUGCUGGAGGAGAAGGGGCUGAACCUCUCCCAGCGACUGAUCCGCCACGUGGCCUACGAGACCCUGCCCCGGGAGAUUGACCGGAAGUGGUACUACGACAGCUACACCUGCUGCCCCCCGCCCUGGUUCAUGAUCACAGUCACACUGCUGGAGGUUGCCUUUUUCCUCUAUAACGGGGUGUCGCUGAACCAGUUUGUGCUGCAGGUGACCCAUCCACGAUACCUGAAGAACUCCCUGGUUUACCAUCCACAGCUCCGAGCACAAGCUUGGCGUUUCCUGACAUACAUCUUCAUGCACGCAGGGAUAGAGCACCUGGGACUAAACGUGGUGCUGCAGCUCCUGGUGGGGGUGCCCCUGGAGAUGGUGCACGGAGCAACCCGCAUUGGGCUCGUCUACCUGGCUGGCGUCGUGGCAGGGUCCUUGGCGGUGUCUGUGGCCGACAUGACCGCGCCGGUCGUGGGCUCCUCCGGAGGGGUGUACGCGCUCGUCUCUGCCCAUCUGGCCAACAUCGUGAUGAACUGGUCAGGCAUGAAGUGUCAAUUCAAGCUGCUGCGGAUGGCUGUGGCCUUGAUCUGUAUGAGCAUGGAGUUUGGGCGGGCCGUGUGGCUGCGCUUCCACCCAUCAGCCUACCCCCCCUGCCCUCACCCGAGCUUCGUGGCACACCUGGGCGGCGUGGCCGUGGGCAUCACCCUGGGCGUGGUGGUCCUGAGGAACUACGAGCAGAGGCUGCAAGACCAGUCGCUGUGGUGGAUUUUCGUGGCCAUGUACACCGUCUUUGUGCUGUUCGCUGUCUUCUGGAACAUCUUUGCCUACACCCUGCUGGACCUAAAGCUGCCACCACCCCCCUAAGGCCCUGAAGGACCCUGGUCAGGGCAGAGAGGGAGCAGCAGCAUCAGCAAGGAGCAGCUGUGUUCUUUUCUCAUCACCAGCUCAGUGAGGCCGCGGAGGAGGAGACGAGAGACGCUGGGCCACUGUGAUAUUUGUGUUCAGGUUUGAGCAGAGACAGUGGAGGCAUUUUCCUAAAAGGCACCUGUCGGGGGAGGUGGAUGUGGCUUCCAUAGUCUUUCUAGACUAUUCCGAAGAUGUCAGACCAGGGCAAAGGCCUGGGGUGAGGUGAGAGUGGCUGGGCGUGUCCUGUGUGUUCAGGGGGCCCCCCUUGUCACCAGUUGGGCAGCACCCUCUGCCCUCAUCUGCCGCCCUGAGAAACCUGAGUGUAGGAGCCAGGCAGGCCCUUGUCCAGCCCUGAGAUCCCUUCGGGCCGGGAAACGUCCCCUGUGGAGCCCUGGAGGGGGAGGGGGUCUGGUGAUGGAGGAUGUGACUUGGGCCUAGGCGGUCCAGGGGGCCCUCCCACGCAGGUUGGUGGGCAUGGGGAUGUGGCCUUUUUUGCCUGGGGUGGGCAGAGGAGGGAGAUUCUGGGGCUGCUCAGAGAGCGGAGGGAAUGAGCUUCAUCCCACAUUCCCCCCUGGAAUGGGGAAGGGCAUCAACUUUGGACUUCUCCCCGAGGCUGACAUCUCCCACCAGUGCGCCAGCAUCCAUGCCCUGAUGAGCUGGGUCUUUUCCUUCCCUUCCACUGCCCUGACCCCACCAUGUGCCUAGCCUGUGCUCACAGAGACGGUGCUCUGACGCGCGCAUGCUUGUGUGUGAUUUGGCGGGUGAUUGCGUGUGUGAUGGGAGAGGCUGCGGAGGAAGCUGCGACGGGCAGUGGGGGUGGGGGCGUCUGCGUGGGAGGAAGGAGGGUGCUGAGAGGGGCAGGGUGUGCUUCCUGCGGAUCCUUGCCGUUAGCGAAGCUUGCCCCCUUCUUUCCCAUCCCUGUCGUCCCUCCCGGCGCCUCCCUAGAAUCACCAUCCUGGGGGGACCUGGAGGUGGAGGGGGACCUUGGGCCCUUCCAGGAGCUUCAGGAUGCUGAGGUUUUCUUCGCCCUUGCCGCGUUCUGCUCUGAUUCCCAUCUAGAAUAGCCUUCCUAUCAGAAAAGGUUCUGUUCUGUCUCCCUUAGGAGGAAGGAGCCUUGGGGGUGCAGGAGAGGCAGGGGCAGGAAUGUUGAGGCCAAAGCUCUUUUUGAGUUGGGGCACAGGAGGCUGUGGUAAAAGGAUCCCCGUUCAGACGGGAAACUGCUUCUGGAGAAGAAUUGCUGGGCGCUUGGGUGAGUGUUAGAGGUGAGGGCGGCCCAGGGACUCAGAUGCUCAGAGCCAGGAGGGAGAUGGAGAUGGUCAAAUCCAUCCCCACCCAUCACCCAAGUGGCAAAAUGAGGCUGAGGGGUGACCCCCUGCAGGAGCUGGUGCAGACCCCACCUGGAGGGUUGGGGGUGGCCUUUGAUAAACCAUCCCGUUCCCUUUAUACGGCUCCAGGAUCUCCUAACCACGGACAGCCCAGGAGGCUGGGUUUGCGCAGGAACGGGGCAGCUGCAUGCCCUUACAUGAAGCAAGGUCCAGGGUCAGCCAGACCAGGCAUUCGGGGGUCUUAGGCCACUGUGGCUUCCUGUCCCCAGUGAUCACCUGUGAUGGGCAGCAUCUUCCUACCCCAGCUCAGCCUCAGGCUAUGCCAAGCCCUUCAUGGCUUUGCCCAGCAAUGAAUAGAUUGUCCUGGGCCCCACAUAAGGCUCUGAGGUCACGCUGCACUUGAGCCCACGUUGUGCUGAGCGCUGCCUGCCCCCGGGACUGGGCCGAGGUCUUUGGCUGAGCUGCCCCAGUCUGUGCCCUACCAGUCACCCUCUGCCUGCUGAGAGACAGGGGCAGCUGGAAGAGUUAGCUUCUUAGGAGACUCUGAGCGAUAACGGGGGCCCAAAAGACUUGGGUGAGGAUGGAGAAGGGGGUCUCGCCAUGGACUGCAACCUCUGCUAACCCUGAGUGGUGCUGUCCCUUCCCGGUGGGACAGAGGUGGCAGGUGCCCUGCUGGGAGGCAGGGCUUCCCCUCCAGAUCCCUCUCCUGGCCUGAGAGUUCUGGAUGUGGGUGGAGGGAGCAGAGAGCCACCUCUGCUUUCACCCAGGCGGCCUUCCCCUCUCAGGGGCGAGAAGACUGGGAACCAGAAGAUUCUAGAAAGCCCUUGGAGAAGCACCCAGUUCCCUCAGGGCUUCAGCUGGAAGCCUGUGACCGGGAAGGACUUCCUGAGGCCGAGGUCCUGUCUCCCAUCCUAUGAAGUCUGCCUUGUGAGGUCUGGGACACGCUGAGGGAGCCUCCUCUACAUCUGAGGCCACCAGCCCCUGCUGCUCCCUGUCCAAGAGCAGCCCCCAAGUUCCUUGUUGCGCUUGACGCCCCUCCACCUCUCCCGGCCAUCGCUUCCUGCGCAGGACUGCGCAGUGGUGACAGUAGUCAUUUCCCAUGACGCAGGUGUCCCACACAGGACUGGGAGCCAGCUGUCUGCUAAGAAAGGCUUACUUUUGGGGGUCUGGCUUUGUCCCCAGCAGGUCUCUUUGUUCCCACGUUCCCAGCAUCCUUCCAGCUCCAGGCAGUGCUUCCCCAUCCUCCCCCGUCCAGUGCGGCCACCUGGCCCGGGCGCUGCGAGCAGGGUGGAGAGAAUCCAGGCUGGAGGCCAGUCGGCCUUUUGUCCACAAGCUACAAAGAUUGAAAACCGAGGAUUCCCCAAGCAGCGGCCCUAGACUCACUCCCUCCUCAAAUGGAGGAGGGUUCCCAGAAACUGGGGAAAGGAAAACCAAGCUUCACAGGAGAAAUUUCGUCUUAAUGACACCGUGCAUCAUGCGUUUUUUAAUUAGGAAAAGCUCCCCAAUGAGACGCUUUUGCCAGCUAAUAGGAUUCUCAAUUUCCACAAGGACCUUUUUUGCUGGGAGGAUUAGGGGGAGUUGCUGCUCACCAAGCCCGGCUCUUCCCCCAGUGUCCAGUUUCGUUGGCAAAUAAUGCCGAUUCCGGGGUGCGGUGGCAGCCCUUUGCUGGCAUCGUUCAUGUUGCUCCCAGGGCCUGGCUGGAAAGCACCGAUUCUCCUCUGCCUUAAAAAACUGCCCGACACUGAUCUUCCCUCCAGGACGCCAGUAAGUGGAGACAAAACACAAGCUGCAACGUUUGUUUCUAAAUAUUUUUGUAUCAUGUACAUUCUGUAUAUUUUUGUUGUAACAUAUUAUUUGAGCACAGAUUCCAUUAAAGAUUUCUUUUUUCUUUAA